Molecule: messenger RNA, 462 nt
Organism: Sphaerulina musiva SO2202
Lineage: Eukaryota; Fungi; Ascomycota; Dothideomycetes; Mycosphaerellales; Mycosphaerellaceae
Exons: 2
Coding region: 1-462 (153 amino acids)
Source: RefSeq, a predicted model, not a curated record
AUGAUGAACUCUCAGCUUUGCCGCUCUGCGCUCACCAUCUCGAGAGGAAUUCACUCCAAGGGCGCAGCGUCCAUUUUGCAGAGAUCACUACAUGCCAGCUCCUCCCUAUCCGAUCGAAAUCCCACAAAGCACGAAUGGUUGGUCUGGCUACCUGAUCACGAAGGGGCUUUGCAGCGCAGACUCCAACAUAGACCCCGCCAUCUCUCCGAACUCUCCAACUACCCCUCUGACUUCCUCCUCUGGGGCGGACCCUAUCUCCGCAAACCCGUCGUCAGCAGCAGUAGUACAAAUAGCAUCCAAGAACCUCUCGACAUGUCCGGCUCCGUCCUCCUCGCGUGGGCCAACUCUCCCGAAGAAGUCAAAGAUGUUCUGCAAAAGGAUAUUUUUACAAAGGAAAAAGUGUGGAAUUGGGAGGAAAUUAGAAUUUUGCCGUUUAAGAGUACGGUGAGGAAGGCGAUGUGA